Messenger RNA from Anopheles maculipalpis, 715 nucleotides. Its product is annotated as protein G12-like. The coding region runs from base 75 to 674 and encodes 199 amino acids. The record is from RefSeq and is a predicted model, not a curated record. The transcript is spliced from 2 exons. NCBI's taxonomy places the organism in Eukaryota, Metazoa, Arthropoda, Insecta, Diptera, Culicidae.
AGUUGUCUAUCCUAAGGUCACCUUUCAUUUGCGCUUGCAUUCAGAGUAGUCCUUGAGCUCGCUUGUCUAACAAAAUGAAAUUCUUCAUCCUGCUGGCCCUGUUCGGUGCUGCCUUCGGGCAGAACCUGCGCGCUGAGGUCGAUCAGCUGCUCCCCUUCCUGAACAUGGAUGAGGUGCGUACGAUCUACCAACGCUACGUGCAGACCGACGCCCAGGUCGGCGAGAUCUGGAGCUUCCUGCAGUCGGAUGAGACCGAUGCUGCCUGGCGCGUGCUGAUCAGCACCCCGGAGCUGCAGGAGAUCAGCGCCUGGACCGAGGUCCGUGGCGUGAGCAUCCGCGACUACCUGAACGGCAUCGCCGCCAUGCUCGGUCUGACCCCGAUCACCCGCUCGGUCAACGCCAAGUCGCCGGCCUCCCGCUCGUGGAACGCCAUGAUGGACGAGAUCCGUGCCGUCACCGAUCUGCCUGGAGCCGAGGCUCUGGCCCGCACCUUCAUCGCCAACCCAGCCAGCGAGUUCGGAGAGCUGUACCGCAUGACCCAGGCCCGUCGUGCCGGAUUCACCGCCGUCAUCCAGCACCCGGACGUCACCCGUUUCUCCGCUCAGCUGCGCGCCUUCGGCGUCGACGUUGAUCAGAUCAUCAGCCGCUUCCAGGCUUUCUUCGGCUGGAACUAAGGCGUUGUCUGUAGGCUGUCGAAUAAAUGUUGUUAUGUGAU